UCCUUCCGGUCCUCCGGAUUAUGAAUGACGUUGGGCGGGGGACUUCCAGACACAUUGCCUCUUCUUUAUUUUCGCCCCUUUCCCCAGCUCAGGUCCUUGCAGGAGGCGAGUGCACCUCCUCAGGCCGCGGCUUCCAGAAGUAGCCUCGGAAUCCUGGCUCGAGCUGGGCGGGAAGGCGCGGUGGCCCGCGUCGCCCGCAUGCUCCCGCGCCCUCCCUGCCUGGCCGCGCCCCUGCGACCAGGUGACCCAAUGACAACAGAAAAUGAAAGGCAUUAAGAAAAGCCCUACAGAAGAAUCUCUGUACCUGGAGUACUCUCACCAAACAGAAGGGUGCAUCUUUCCUCUCCACACAUCUGUAACUUUGUUUUUAUUAUCAUACUGUGAAUGCAAGGUCUUUAACGUUUGCUUAGUUCUUCCGGAAGAAAGUACAGACACUUCACUCCUGAAAGAGGCACUGCCCCAGGAUGUAGAAGUACAGGUCAUUUCAAAGCAGGCGCUCCCUCCGAUAGUCCAGAAUUGUUGCUUGCCUGCCGUGGUAGAUCAACCUGAUGUUUUUUGUAGAGCAGGACUUGCUGUUGUCCUAAGACACAUAAUCCAAAAAUCCUAUGAAGCUGAGCCCUCAAGAAAAGAAAUUUUGGAACUUCUGGGUUUUAAAAAGACUUGCUUGAAAGCCUGUGCUGAGGUUAGUCAGUGGACCAGGCUAUGUGAACUCACCAUUCCUUUGGCUGUUGAGAAUUUUCUCCAAGAGUCCUCUGACCAGCCCCCACCUAUCCCUGAAGAGAUCCUAGAGCUCGAGAGGAAGCUCAGCGAGCCUGUCAGAGUACACAAUGAUGACAAACUCCGGAGACAGAAGCUGAAGCAGCAGAAGGCUGCUGGCAGUGGGCCUCCCUCUCGGAAGGGGAUAGUGAAGAGCAAGGCGAGUGCACAGAAGACACCCAAAGACUUGGCUGCUUCCUCCAAGAGUCUAGAACUGAAGGUGGCGUUCUCAAAGCUCACAGUGCAAGAGGAUGCAGCUGCUCCCAAUAGGGAGCCUUCCCACAUCAGGAAAGCAAAACCUUCUGACCUGCCGCCUCUGGAGCACGUGUUUGCAGAAGGACUAUACUUCACUUUGGCAGACAUCGUGCUUUUGCCCUGUAUUCACCACUUUUUGGUAAUUAUCUGCAAGAAAUUUUCAGAGAAGCUGGAACAGUUUCCACUACUAACCUCUUGGUAUCAGAGGAUUCAGGAAGUGCCAAAAGUCAAAACAGCAGCUUCUAAGUGUGGGAUCUACUUUCUGUAUUUACCAGAAUUGCUGAACUCUGCAAGUAAACCGCCUGUGAAGUCUAAUGAAGUCGCAGCUGUAGAUGAGCAGAAUGAUCCUUUAUUUAUAGGAGGACCAAGACCGACUAUGACCAAGUUAAUGGAAAAAGGCAUUGAAGCAAUGUUUUCUCCACACCCUUGUCCUGCUUGGACCCUUGACUGGAGCAGCCUUCCUGCUGCCGUCAGCCCGAAGGAAGGUAAAAUGUCCACUGACCGAGCUUUGAGGAAGCAGCAACAGUUAAACAACCUUGUCUAUCUGGUGCUAAAUCAAGCCAAACCUGGAGACAGAAUUGUGGAUUUCUGCAGUGGCGGGGGCCAUGUUGGAAUUGUUCUUGCCCAUAUGCUGCCCUCGUGCCAGGUUACAUUAAUAGAGAACAAGGAAUUAUCAUUAAUCCGUGCUAAGAAGAGAAGUGACGAACUUGGGCUAAGCAAUAUUUGGUUCAUUCAAGCAAAUAUGGAGUAUUUUACAGGAAUGUUUAACAUUGGGGUGGCCUUGCACGCUUGUGGAGUGGCAACAGACAUGGUGAUCGAGCACUGCAUCCAAACACGGGCUUCCUUCAUCACAUGCCCCUGCUGUUACGGGUUCAUUCAGAACACAUCGAAGUUUCAUUUCCCAAAAAGUGAAAAAUUCAAGAAAACUUUAUCAUACAAGGAACACAUGGUCCUCUGCAGAUUUGCAGAUCAGACAGCUGUCCAGCUUCCACCCCAGCGGAAACUCAUAGGGAAGCAGUGUAUGUGCCUGGUGGAUCUAGACCGAGCAACAGCAGCAGAAGAACAAGGCUACUCUGUUCAAGUGAUUUCUAUGGAGCCAGAGAGCUGCUCUCCCAAAAAUAACAUGAUUGUGGGUGUCCCCGUGUAGAACACUUGAUGCUUUGCCAUUGUCCUCAUCAGGAAAGCCCAGGGAAGUGCGUCCAGGGAGUUGGUGUGUUCUCAGAAGCAGCAGUGAGCAUCCUGAGCCUUUUGAAAAAGCUCCAGGAAGAUCUUGGAAGAGGGGUGCUCUGGCUGUGUGCGCAGGAUGACUGACUUCCUGGAGGGAAUCCCCUGCAGCCUUAGCGGCCAAAGGAACCAUUCUCAGUGGCCCAGUUUCCCUCAGCAGAACCAUUUCCUCACCUUUUCCUGAUCAUGUCAGUGGGAUGCUCAACCCAGGCUAUGCCUUCACAGCCUUCACUUUCUAAUCAAUCUUUAGAUGUUCAGACUUGGUGAUCAGAACUAAACUCAAGGUGGUUGUGGUUUUUAUAGUUUUAGCAAUGUAUCUUUUCUAUAGAUCUUUUAAAUCUAGGAUGGUAAAUUUGAUGUGAUUUUUCUUUUUUAAAUCUGAGAUGGGUUGAAUUUGCAUAUCAUUUACUAUCCUCCUUUUAAAUAUAUGUCCCAUAAACUAACAAAUAAAUUUACUGCUGAUUUGAAGACUUCACAUGAAAAUUUAUAAGCCAAUUGCUCUAAAUUCUACAUUCUAAAAGUAGAAUUUAGAUUUAACUGAACAGUAACUUUAUGUUUUGUUUAGUUAUAAUAUAUAACUAACAAAUGCUAGGGUCUACUGUUCUCAAAAUCCUGGCGUGCCUUUCUCUGAAAAUACAAGAAUGAAUUACAUAAGGUACAUUGUGUUGCCUACUAAAGAGCUUCUAGAUCUAAGAGAAAAACUGGGGGAAAAAAAAAGAAAAGAAAAAACAGUUCCGUUCUAUAAUCAUGCCAUCACGUAUAGCCUUAUAUUUGGGUGUGAGGUGAGCAGACUCUGAAAGCUCAUCUGGACAGUGCUGCCUGCCUACAUUUUCUUUCCAGCAGGCAGCUUUUUAAAUUACAGAUACGGACAACUAUCUCCUGUGUGCUGCUAACUGUAUUAUACAGUAUUAGUAUUACGAUUAUUUGUUUUAUCUUGAUGUUUUCAUAUCUAAAGAAAAAAUCUUAAGGACUUUAUUUAGCUGCCACUAUGCUUUAAAAUACAUGAAUAAUUUAUAAGGCAACAUGAAUCAGAGAGAACUUUGUCGUUUUAUGAGCUGAUUUAAGAUGAGAAAUGGUUGUGAGGCCCACGUAUUUUAUCCAUUGGUACUGUUAGCUACAUCCUGCUCCGCCUCUUUUUAAAUUGAGAUAUGCUUUGAUACAAUAUAAUACAUAGAUUUUUAUUCCUGUUUUAUUUAACUUAAAAAACUUUUCAUACAAU
Grammomys surdaster is the source of this 3454-nucleotide messenger RNA. RefSeq names its product glutathione S-transferase C-terminal domain containing (gene Gstcd). The record is from RefSeq and is a predicted model, not a curated record. Bases 263 to 2158 code for a protein of 631 amino acids. The transcript has 12 exons. NCBI's taxonomy places the organism in Eukaryota, Metazoa, Chordata, Mammalia, Rodentia, Muridae.